AUGACGGGGGGAAUGAGAAGCCCCCGCUGCAACGCUUCCCCCCCACCGACAUGUCACGACGAUACACACACGUUGUCAAAAUCUGCCUCCAUGGCAUUUUGGCUGACUGGUGUGACAUGCGUAUCGGCGGAUCAUCUGCAGCCUGUGUCUUCUCCAAAAGAGGAGGCGGACGGCAGGGACGCCGUUGUGAAGCAGGGGGAGGAAGAAGAACGUCAUGAGCAUGCAUUUGACAGGAACGGUAAAAGUGAAUGCCGCGGCACCAUGCAUCUGGCGCCACUGACACGCACCGCCACUGGGACCGUGGCAUGGCUGCGGGAGGAGCGUAUGCUUAACGGCAGCAAAGGUAGCAACAGGACCGAUCGCGUUGGGGGGGUUCACAAACCAUCCACCUCGUCAGCCUCGAGGGUGCCUGUUCACGUCGUGGAUGAGACUGUGAUGUGCAACUUGGUUCCACUACUACCGCGAACACAUGCCCAGUUUGGAUUUGUUUCACAAAUAGUGCCCUGUACGCUGUGGCCACUCCCCCAUGACGACGCACCCACCACCGCCAGGGCGAUGUCCUUGCAACACGCCGCUGCUCUCGCCUCAGAGUUGCAUUACGAUUCCCUACGCAGGUUGGAGGCGCCAACUACUUUUCUUUCCUCCCCCACAGCUUCGCCGGGCGCACUGGUCGAGUGGCAUUCAGGCGGUGUUGGGUACACAACAGACACGGAGGGACUGUGGGAGGAACAGCGUGUGGUACGGGAGCGUUACUAUCACCUGCCGCCAUUUUUCAUGGACGAUGAUACCUCUCAGACGUCUAGCACAGCCGUUGAAAACGCCGACGAGGGGAACGGUGAUGGCGUAGAUGACUUACGGCAACGGGUGGUAAGGCUUCGAACGCCACCGUCGACACUGACAGGAGCGGUGCGGGAGCAGCUGCAUCGUUUUUGCCGCCUACAACAGGAGCGGCUUUUAAGAAAUGACAGGAGUGAGUGGGUGCUGUGUUUUGCACGACUGGUGACAAUUACAUAUGAGUUGAAUGCGGUGCUUGAACAGCUCAUAACUCAGCGGGAUAUCUCCAAUGCCAAUCCAAUGGCAACAGCAACUCAUUCUCUUUCUCUUGCUGCCACUGAUACUGCUGGUUGUUGUUGUGAUUGCGGGUGUGUGCUUCCAACGUGCGAUGCGCUCCUCGACGAGAUAUUUCUUAUUGGCAUUGUGCCGAACGGGGAGCCACAUCGUCUGUCACUUGUUUCUCCAUCCGAGGCACACCGGAUACUGGUUGAGCAACAGCGGAAGACACAUGCGUCGGUGGAUGAUGGGGGUGGCAAUCUGGCAGAGACAACAGCAGGCACCGCCGAGCCGCAGCAGGCUAUUGCGGAAUCCCUGAUGGAUUUGAUGACAUCGGCACUACGCGAAUCACUCUGCCGUCGCAUCUGUGUGCAGUACGAACUCCUCCGAAUUCUUCGUGUGAAGGGGCUGGCCGAGGCACAUCGCGACUUGGUUCUCCAGUACUCUCGAUGGUACACGAGCGUCCCCACCCCGCUGGCCGUCUUGCAUGUAUUCGCCGGCAGCACACUUUUUGCUCCCCUCGUGGCGCAGCGCUGGCCAAAUCGAUCGUCGCCACGUUUGGGCGUCAUGAACUCUGAAGUCGGCGUGAAGCGUAAGCGGGGAGAGGACGAGGAGGAUGUCGAUGGCGUUGAUGAGGAAGAUGAUGUUGAGGAAAAGGGCAACAGGAACAUAGAGGAAGAGAGGGAUGAGGAGGAAGAGGAGAAGCCUCACUCCACGUCGCUUUCCCGCAAUGGCGAAGACCCCAACUUGGUUGCUGACGUUGUCAUGACGACACCAACGAUGGGCGUGCCAUUUGAAAUGGAUCUUUUGGAUGACGACUAUCCCGCUCGCUUUGCAGCCUGGAUGCGGCGCCAUGGCAGCGGUAAUGCGGGCAUCAACAACAAUGCCGGCAGCAGCGGCGGUGGCAGUAGUAGUAACCACGGUGGUAACAUUGGUGGCGGGUGUGAUGAGGGGACACUCACGACAACGGUUGGCUGGUUGCGCCGGCAUAGACGCACCAUGACCCUUAAGGAGAUUGGUGCAUUUGCCCGCAAGAAACAUUGA
Messenger RNA from Trypanosoma cruzi, 2094 nucleotides. RefSeq lists its product as uncharacterized. Bases 1 to 2094 code for a protein of 697 amino acids. The record is from RefSeq and is a predicted model, not a curated record. NCBI's taxonomy places the organism in Eukaryota, Euglenozoa, Kinetoplastea, Trypanosomatida, Trypanosomatidae. The transcript has a single exon.